Messenger RNA from Labrus mixtus (cuckoo wrasse), 3501 nucleotides. RefSeq names its product calcium channel, voltage-dependent, gamma subunit 8b (gene cacng8b). The transcript is spliced from 6 exons. NCBI's taxonomy places the organism in Eukaryota, Metazoa, Chordata, Actinopteri, Labriformes, Labridae. Bases 402 to 1676 code for a protein of 424 amino acids. Gene Ontology annotation, cellular component: AMPA glutamate receptor complex; postsynaptic density membrane. The record is from RefSeq and is a predicted model, not a curated record. Gene Ontology annotation, biological process: neurotransmitter receptor internalization; positive regulation of synaptic transmission, glutamatergic; calcium ion transport. Gene Ontology annotation, molecular function: voltage-gated calcium channel activity; channel regulator activity.
AUUUAUUUGUUUCUGCCUGGAUCGACCCGUUAUUCAGCCCAUCCAACGUCCACCCCCUAUCUUCUUUUUUCCCCCUCCAUCUCCUCCUCUAUGGGAGUGCGACGCGCUGAGAAUCUGUGAGAUAAAAAAAAAAGCCUGCAGCAGCAGGGCAGUGACCAUGGUUUCAGUUUCCUGCUAGCAGCAGGCGGACAAAGAGCAGGACAACUGCCCAAGCCACAGCCUCCUCCAACAACAGCCUUCCUGUGAGAAAGAAAUAAACUGAGAGAGAAAAGGAAAGAGGCAAAAGAGAGAAAAACGAGUGUAAGAAGGGGAGAGGGGAGCAGGUGAAAACAGUCGAUGGAUGCUGUCCGGAUUGAGGGGACAGCACGUUCUUCACUGACGAGGAAAAGAAAGAUUUCAAAAUGGAGUCGAAGGAUAGAAACUCUGCCUCAGGCAUGGUGUGUGAGAAGGGGAUCCAGAUCCUUCUCACCACCGUGGGGGCAUUCGCUGCCUUCGGCCUGAUGACGGUGGCAAUAGGGACGGACUACUGGCUGUACUCCCGUGCCCUCAUCUGCAACAGCACAGCCAACGUCAGCCAGGAUGAUCCCCAUGCCAAGGACAAGAAAGAUCCUGGGGCGCUCACACACUCUGGACUGUGGAGGAUAUGCUGCCUUGAAGGAGUAAAGAGAGGAGUGUGUUCUCAGAUCAACCACUUCCCAGAGGAUGCAGACUUUGACCAUGACGGGGCAGAGUACGUCCUACGGGUAGUCAGGGCUUCCAACAUCUUCCCAAUCCUCAGUGCCAUCCUUCUGCUGAUGGGAGGGGUCUGCAUCGCUGCUAGUCGUUUCUAUAAGAGCAAAAGGAACAUCAUCCUCGGGGCAGGGAUUCUCUUCGUGGCUGCAGGUCUGAGUAACAUAAUUGGUGUGAUCGUGUACAUCUCUGCUGCGCUGGGGGACAUCUCUCCAAAGAAGGAUGAGGAUAAGAAGUGGCAGUACUCCUACGGUUGGUCCUUUUAUUUUGGAGGCCUGUCCUUCAUCAUGGCUGAGAUGGUGGGGGUGCUGGCUGUCAACAUCUACAUAGAGAAGAACAAGGAGCUGCGCUGCCGCUCGCGCACCGACAUCUUCAAGAGCACCACACACGCCAUGCUCCGUCUGCCUAGCUACCGCUUCCGACGCCGGUCCCGCUCUUCAUCUCGGUCCACAGACCCCUCUCGCUCCCGAGACCCCUCACCUGUGGGCGGCGGGGGCAAGAACUUCGGCCUGCCCCCCUCUGCGCUGCUCUCCCAGGGCCCCAUCUCAGUGUCCACUUUACCUAACCCCCACUCUCGCUCGCACACAGCCUUGGCAGGAGGUGACAUCUCCCUCUACACGCUGUCCCGAGACCCCAAACUGGGGGGUUUGCCCCCCAUGUACGGAACGGUGGACAGGGCCACACUCUACCAGCUCCACAACUGCUUUCCAAAGGAUGGAGGCGGCGGUGGGGUGAUGAUGAGUGGUACACUUCCUUCGCUUAAAUCCCACAACCCUUCUAAUUCUUCCAACUCCAACGCGCAGAUGCCCAACUCGGUGGGCUCUGGCCCUCCACCUUUCACCUCGUCCACGGUGGACAGAGAGCGAGGGAUGGGGACCCUGGACAGGCUGAAGGGAGACAGGGAGAGUAACUCUAACACCCUCAAUAGGAAGACAACGCCUGUGUAGAGAGAGGGGGAGAAGGAAAGCAGAGGAGGAAAGUGAGUAGGAAUCAAAGAGGGAAGAUAGAGAGGAGCUCUGUGUUGUGAGUCUCAACAAGAAGUAGCAAUGAAAUGCUAAAUCUCUCCCUCCAUGUUCACUGUUAUUUAGUUGACUCAACCUCACUGAGAGCAAAAAGAAGAAGAGUAAUAACAGAGUGAUAAUAACAACAACAAUGAACUUUCACAAUAAAACUAUUUUGAUAUUUUAAUGUGCUAGAAAUGAUUUAUUUUGUUAAUGAUCAAACGCAAUUAACCUUGGGCUAUUCUGAAAAUGUUUCACAUACUUUCUUUUGUGCAAUAUAACUGCUAAUUUAACCAGAUCAUCAUUAGUGUCAAAUUGUUGUUGUAAUUAUUCUUAGCGUUAUUACAGGCUAGCCGUAUUCGCAAACAAUAUAGUUUAUAACAAAAUACAGAUUUCAUGUUUUGUUUUUUCACUCUGAUUUUAGAACUCAACGACUUUUUACUGUGAAAUUCUUCCAUGCAAAGCCACUGGGACUGUCAGUGCGCUGCGUGUAACUGUGUCAAGGUGUCAAGCAUGAGUGUGCACAAUAAGUGGGAGAAUGAGGGCCUGUAUUACUGUUUUUUAGCCUCAUAUGAUAUGAUUUCCAUUUGUAACAUGAAGUCAGAUUUGAAUACUGUAAAUUGUCUUCCAAUAUUGAUACUGAAAGAAAUGCAACAAUAAUGUGCGUGACUGAGACAAACUGUCAAACUUCAUUGUCAUUAUGAGUCUGAGUUUUUCUAUUGGCCUCUGUUCGUCUUCUUUCCAUUCUAAUCAGUGUAAACAGUAGUAUUUGUAGCUAUAGUCGUGUUGAAGAUGUUUGUUCUUGGGCAUUAACAGAAACCUCUGGCAGGAGGAUGCAGAAAAAAGAUGACAUAGAAUAAUACAUUUGUACAGAUUCAGGUUCAAGUUACUGCCUGAGUAAAAAAAAAAAAAAAAGAAAAAAAAAAACAAGAACUUAAUCAUCUUUUUCUAUGAAGAGUCCCAAAGUGAGACAUGCAACUCAUCAUUUUCAAUGGCAAAAAAACACAAAAUGUAUAUGUGGGUUCUGAGGGUUUAAAAAACACUGCAGAUACAAACUUUUGAAAACAAACAUGUACAUUGUAAUUUACGCAUACAUAUAUUUGUAAAGUCUAUAGAUAUGUUUUUGCGGGACCACUGUUCAGAUACAUCUUGGGGCAGGUUUGGAUGAAAUGUGUGAUCCCAGUGCCCCUUAAUGGACUAUUAUUGGGUGGUUUUAUCCAAUGUGCCACCAUUACUUCCCCCCCCCCUCCCCCACAACCUGCCCAAUAUGAAGACACAUGAUCAGUGUUCCUCUCUUUAAAAACUCGACCAAUAAAAGAGACAACAUCGUAACCUCCCCAAAGACUCUCUUCACUGUGCUUCCCCCCCUGUGACCGCUGAGUCUGGACUCUGAUCUGUUUAUGUUGAUGAGAAUGUAAACACAUGUAAACACCCCCCCCCCCCCCCCCUCCCCCCCCCCUUUCUGAGCUGCCCCGAAUGACUGCAGAUUCGGAUGGAAACAAUGGACACACAGCUACAUGAAACAAUGAAGAAACAAAAGAAAAACAACCAGACGCUUCCAGAUUCUCUACUUUUUUUUUAAUUCUUUGAUUUCAUUUGAGAAAAAGAAAAAUGUGAUAAAACUGCACACAGAUAGCAUUUAUGUGGGCAAUAUGAAUAGUAUGUAGUUGAGAAUAGAUAUAUCUAGACAAAUGAUUAUGGUUUAUCUAAAUGUGUGAUAAACUUACACUGUAUUGCACGAAGUUUAUAAAAAAAAACAAUAACAGACCUA